Messenger RNA from Spodoptera exigua (beet armyworm), 1173 nucleotides. The record is from the annotation of a GenBank genome assembly. NCBI's taxonomy places the organism in Eukaryota, Metazoa, Arthropoda, Insecta, Lepidoptera, Noctuidae.
AUGAAGCGCUUUAUGGAGAGUACAUCCAGCGGCGGAGGUGCACGGCCGAAGUACGUCCUCGGCGGGAGGAAGCGUGACGAAGGAAAUGCUUAUGAAACGGUCGCCCACGCCGCGUGCGCCGCGCCGGAAGCGGAGGCGCAGCGCACGCUCGGCACACUCGGCGGCGCAGUGUGGCUGGGCCUGCCGGAACAAUCGAUUGAACGGACACUUGUUUCCAACACAACGCACGAAGUCCGGCCUCAACUAGCGGCGUUCACUAAACAACGUGAUAAUACAAAAAGAAGUCAGAGGUUACGAUGUUAUCGAGGGAGACAUGAAUAUUCGAAGACGCGAGGGUCACGAGUGAACGGUCGUCGUAGCAUCGCGCCGCGGCGUGAAUGGAACGACCGACAUUUUAUGAAUCGAGAGCCGUCGCCCAUUGAGCUGAGUGCGGCGAGCGGCGAGCGCCGACGGUGCGCGCGCGCAGCACCGUCGGCGCAGGGCCCACAGCUCGGGCCCGCACCGGCGCCGGUUCCGGCCCCGGCGGAAGUGACGCUCCAACCGAACAUGGCGGCGCGCACGCAGGAAGUGCGCAGCUUACCUAUCGGGACGUCUCCGCCGGCGGCGGGCGCAGGCGACACCCGCCGCCGUCCAGCGCUCGAGCAGCGCACGCGAGCCCGCAUGCGCCGAUACCGAUAUCCGCAAAAAGCGCUCGCAGCCCGCAGCCCGAGCCGACACGGACUUGCACACGCGAACCGCUUCCCCGCUGCGGGGAGACUGAUGAGGGCAGGCCGCGCCGGCGCCGGCGGAGGCUCCGACGCAUGCGCACACCGCCGUCCGUCCCUUUCCGCGGGCGCGCCAUCGCUGCGGAGCGAGCGGGACGACGACAACUCAUUAUCACAGCGCCGACUCGUGAACACCAAUAGAUCGAGGAGUAGGGACAAAAUAUUCGACCUUCACUUCACAACGCACACGAGCGCGUGCGCUGAUCGCGUCGCGACACUUGCACACACAUGCGCGCUGCUCGCAAAUUGCUGGCGGCCGUCGCCGUGCCGCCGCCGCGCCGCCGGUGUGCUACAUUUGACAAUUUUUCCAGAAAACUGCCAUGCACCGUCACCGUGGGCGACGCGCGCCCGCCGCCACGUGGCCGCUCGCCACCACUCCGCACUACACACUGGCUACAUCACUCUCUAG